Molecule: messenger RNA, 1710 nt
Organism: Punica granatum (pomegranate)
Lineage: Eukaryota; Viridiplantae; Streptophyta; Magnoliopsida; Myrtales; Lythraceae
Source: RefSeq, a predicted model, not a curated record
GGGCCAAAGAAAAAGCCCAGCACAGAGAGUGAGCGAGUGAGUGAGAGCGCCCUCUCAUUUUCCCUCUCUAAUUAAUUUCUUUCCCUCCCCAAAAUCCCCCCCUUUUCCAACUUUUUUUUCUUAUUCAUUCUUAAAAAGAACAGCCAAUUGCAUCGGUUGGGUGUGAUAUGAUAUAUUAAUAAUAUAUGUCUUUAUAUCCAUCCAUCUAUCUAUAUAUAAAUAUAGUGGCUGCUCGUCUCUCUUUGUCCCUCUAGCCAAGUUCAUCACUUCACGCCCCUACUUUGGGUGAAAGGAGAGAACAGAACAGAACCGAAAGCUGUUUGCUUUCUCGAGAGAGUUGAACCCGGAAAUGGAGGUGACGGACGGGGCGACGGCGAAGCCUGUGCGUUCCAGGUUCAAGAGGGUCUGCGUCUUCUGCGGGAGCAGCACCGGCAAGCGCAACAGCUACGGCGACGCCGCUAUUGAGCUGGCCCAAGAACUGGUUGCCCGGAGGCUGGACUUGGUUUACGGAGGCGGGAGCAUCGGCCUCAUGGGUUUGGUCUCUCAGACAGUCCAUCGCGGCGGCGGCAAUGUUCUUGGAAUCAUUCCGAGGACGUUGAUGGGCAAAGAGAUCACUGGGGAGACAGUGGGAGAGGUGAGGCCCGUAGCAGACAUGCACCAAAGGAAGGCAGAAAUGGCCCGCCACAGUGACUGCUUCAUUGCUCUCCCUGGAGGAUAUGGGACACUUGAGGAGUUGCUGGAGGUCAUAGCUUGGGCUCAACUUGGUAUCCAUGACAAGCCUGUGGGAUUGUUGAAUGUGGAUGGGUACUACAACUAUCUGCUGACAUUCAUAGACAAGGCUGUAGACGAUGGCUUCAUUAAGCCCUCUCAGCGUCACAUCUUCGUCUCUGCCCCCAAUGCCAAGGAGCUUGUCCAGAAACUCGAGGAGUAUGUGCCUGUGCAUGAUGGAACCAUAGAAAAGGCAAGGUGGGAGGUUGAGCUCGAGCAACAGCAGGUCGCGUUAAGUCCCACUCCCACUCCAACCACUCUGCAGCAGACCGAGAUUACUCUAUGAAAGCUCAGUGCCCAUAUUUUGCUAGAAGGAAUGAAAGGAAAAGAGAGAAGACUAGGGAAAAGAAAAUGGUGCUUUUGGACAUCCUCAUUAGCUGCUGCUGCUGCAACUCUGAACUUUUGGCUCAUAUAAUAUGAGAUCUUAACAGUACAGUCUUAACCUUUAUGGUAAUGGUUAGUGUUGAACUGACUUGGUUAUAAAUGUCCAAGAAAAUUGACAAAUCAGAAAGUAGAGAGUCAGUGUUAAGUUAGAUUGUUCUCUCCUUUAGGUGUUAAAUGGCUAAUCUCCUCUUUCCCCCUGCUUGUCUCUCUCCGAUCUUGUUUUUUGGUAACUGGGCUAUGUCUCAAACAAUGUACAAAAAUUAAUAUAGAAGGGAACAGGAAGCAAGGAUCCAAAAAAAAAAAAAAGAAAGGGAGCAGCUUUAUUCUCUCUCUCUCUUCCCCCCUACCCCCCCAACCAACUACUAUACCCUCAAUUUUCAUGCAUGCAUGCCCUUGCUGCGGUUUGCUGCUGCUUCUGUUUUCUGCUGGUCUGUGUUAUCGUGUGACAUGUAUUUCUGUCUUUUUUGGCUCCCACUGUUUCUGUUCGAGACAGACAUACUAUGUAUACUUUGGCAUUUCCGUUUUCAGCGUGAGAAUUCAGCAAUGUGGGACAAGCUA